Salvelinus fontinalis (brook trout) is the source of this 851-nucleotide messenger RNA. RefSeq lists its product as uncharacterized. The transcript has 6 exons. Bases 1 to 786 code for a protein of 261 amino acids. Gene Ontology annotation, biological process: response to bacterium. The record is from RefSeq and is a predicted model, not a curated record. Lineage: Eukaryota; Metazoa; Chordata; Actinopteri; Salmoniformes; Salmonidae.
AUGGCACAGAGAAUCUCUGGUGGCACAGAGUGCAGACGUCUCCAUAUCAUGCCACUCACACCCACCUACACACAGAGAACCAGUUCACAGAUUUACUUAUUUUCAGGUUCAGAGUCCAACAGUAAGACAGUUGUACAUCAGUCUGUGUCUAAAUCAGUCCAGCCAGGAGACUCUGUGUCUCUAAACUGUACAAUACACACUGAGACCUGUGCAGGAGAACACAGUGUCUAUUGGUUCAGACAUGGCUCAGGAGAAUCCCAUCCAGGAAUCAUUUACACCCAUGGAGACAGGAGUGAUCAGUGUGAGAAGAGACCUGAGGCUGGGUCUCCUACACAGAGCUGUGUCUACAACCUCCCCAAGAGGAACCUCACCCCAUCUGAUGCUGGAACUUACUACUGUGCUGUGGCCUCAUGUGGGGAGAUAAUCUUUGGGAACGGUACCAAGCUGGACAUUGACCAUGGUUGUAAGGAGGACCAUCUUCUGUUCAUGUACUGCCUUGGCGUAGCAUUGGGUCUGUGUGUCAUCCUCAUCAUUGUCCUUACUUGUGUUUUGUACAAGAUGAGCAAGUGCAUAGGAACCCACCUUCAGCCAAGUACUCCUGCAGUCCCCAGUCAUGAUAACCAGGAUCAAGGUGUUGACACACUCCAUUACGCCGCUUUGAAUGUCACCCACAAGAAACCAAAGGCCAGGAGACAGAGGAGCGCCAUGGAGACAGACACUGUGUACUCUGGUGUGAGACUCCAAAACAUGAAACGUGAACUUUUCCUCUCUAAUAACUUGAAUUGAUUUUGUGUUCUACACUGUAUGUAUAAUUAUGGGUUUUUCAGUGUGUUACAAUGACUUGUAAUCUG